Messenger RNA from Mytilus trossulus (common blue mussel), 3570 nucleotides. RefSeq lists its product as uncharacterized. The transcript has a single exon. The coding region runs from base 1 to 3570 and encodes 1189 amino acids. Gene Ontology annotation, molecular function: nucleotide binding; nucleic acid binding. Lineage: Eukaryota; Metazoa; Mollusca; Bivalvia; Mytilida; Mytilidae. The record is from RefSeq and is a predicted model, not a curated record.
AUGGCUGAUGAUAAUUUCUGCGAGGAUUUAUUGCGUCUUUAUCCUGACAGUAACCCUCAAUAUCAACAGCAGUUGCGAGAGUUAAAUGAUCGAUUGAGUGUUGAUAAUGACAACAGAUCAAAUCUUACGGUUAAGGUCUAUUCAUGUUAUUAUUGUAAACUUCUGUUUGAUCACCCUUCCAAACUGAAGAGACACCAGAGAAACAGUUGUACAUUUCCAUGUCGACAAUGUGAUAGACAUUUUGAUUCAGCGGAAAAUUUGUUUAAACAUAGCAACAUCGAUCAUACAACUUAUCAGACUGGUUCAGGAAACACUGAUUCAAAUUCACAUACUACAAUCAAACAUAAAAGUGUGGAUAAGUCUGCUCUCUUGGGAAUAGCACGAGCUCGUUUCAUUUAUCCGAAUGAGGAUAAUGGGGAAAAGUAUGAUCUUCUAGCAUUUUUAUCUGGAAUUAAGCAUGAGGUAAAAACUCAUUUACAAGAGAUGUGUGUUGAACUCGGUCAUAUUAAGUGGUAUAUGAAUUGUCUUGUGCAAAUGAUCAAGCCGAAUGGAGGUGAAGGUGGUAAUGAUUUAAAGAAUAAUGCACAUUUUAUCUCGAAGACAUCGAAUCUAGUUGAUAGAGCAAAUAUAGAUGAUGAACAUGAUAUUAAUGUGACAUAUCAAAAAAUAUUCAAAAGUUUUGAUGAGUAUAUACGAAAUGGGAGCGGUUGGUCAUUAGAUCAUAUUAAACACAUUGAGAUUAAUACAGCUAAAUAUAAACCUUUAGGCGGUGGAUCGUAUAUACCCCUACCAAGAACUCUUGCUGCAACCAGAGCGUUACUCAACAUAAGAAACUUAGAUGAAAAAUGUUUUGUAUAUGCUAUUAUAGCAUCCAUACAUCCUACGUGUUCAGGUGACCCUUCUAAAGUGCAUCACUACAUCCCAUAUGAACAUGAAUUGAACAUGGAAGGUAUACAAUUGCUCGUUGCACCAUCAUUUGUGAGUAAAUUUGAAAGGCAGAAUAACAUUUCAGUAAUGGUGUUAGGAUUUGAAGAGGGUGAAUUUUUCCCCCUCCAUGUAACAGGUCUAAGAGAAGCUCAUCAUGAAGUUGACUUAUUGUAUUUGAAAAGUGGGAAUAAAAGUCACUGGUGUUUGAUUACAGAUCUCAAUAGACUUUUAUAUCGAACAAAAUGCUUGGGACGCAGUCAUAAGUAUUGCAGAUUCUGUUUAUCAGGUUUCACCAGUGAACAUACUUUAGAGAAACAUAUAAAAUACUGCUCAAAAUUUGAAGCUCAACAUGUGACAUAUCCCACCAAGGGGGUAGACGAUAUACUAACAUUUCAAGAUCACGCCAAACAGUUACAAACAUCAUUUGUUAUUUAUGCUGACAUGGAAACAUUUUGCGAACCUAUGGUUACUGAAGAGCCAGAAGAUAAUCGAACCAGCACAACGAAAUUAACAAAGUUGAUACCAUGCGGGUACGGUUAUCAAGUUGUUUGCAUCGAUGACAGAUACACUCAACCACCUAAAAUAUAUAGAGGUGAAAAUGUUAGUGAACACUUCCUUCAUAGUCUUCUUGACGAAAAUAAACGUAUAAAGGCUAUUUUGAACAAUCCUGAACCCUUGUGCAUGACUGUUGAAGAUGAGGAAGAUUUUCAAUCAAGUACACAUUGCCACAUUUGCAUGGAAGAAUUUACAGAUUCCACUAUCCGCGUUCGAGACCAUGCACAUGUUUCAGGUAAAUUUCGUGGCGCUUCAUGCAGAGAUUGCAAUCUUAAUUUUAAAGAACACACAUUCGUGCCAGUUAUAUUUCAUAACCUGAAACAGUUUGAUGCACAUUUAAUCUGUUCCUCGAUAGGUAUUUUCAAGAGUGAAGAAAUUGGCUGCAUAGCCACGAAUGCAGAAAAGUACAUCAGUUUCAACCUAUCCAAUCUGCGCUUUAUCGAUUCAUACCAGUUUUUGAAUUGUUCACUAGAGGAAUUGGUAUCGUCAAUGUCUAAGGAGAAUCCGAAAGAAACAUUUAAACAUUUUACAAAAGAAUUUGAUGAUGAUAAGCGGAUUGCUCUUUUGUUGAAAAAAGGAACAUAUCCUUACGAAUACAUUGACAAUGCAGCAAGGUUCAAUGAAACUGAAUUACCCUCUAUAGACAAAUUCUACAGCAAUUUAUCAGAGAAAACAAUUAGUCAAACCGAGUAUGAACAUGCGCAACGGGUAUGGAAUCAAAUGAAUAUUAAGAAUAUAGGCGAAUAUCACGAUCUUUAUCUAAAAACUGACGUUCUAUUAUUAGCUGAUGUAUUUGAAACUUUCCGGAAGAAGUGGAUAACGAACUAUUCCCUCGACCCUGCAAAUUAUUACACUCUUCCAGGGCUUUCCUGGCAAUCUGCAUUGAAAAUGACUGGUGUGAGACUUGAGCUAUUGACAGAUCCUACAAUGUGGCUCUUCUUUGAGCAGAGUAUACGAGGAGGUUUAACAAUGGUGAGCUGCAGACAUGCAAAAGCAAACAAUCCCUACUUGAGCAAUUAUGAUCCAGCUUUACCAACUUCAUACUUGAUGUAUGUAGAUGCGAACAAUUUAUACGGUUUAAGCAUGAGCAUGCCAUUAGCUGUGGGGAAAUUCCAGUGGUUGUCAGAAGAGGAAAUAAACGAUUUCAAUGUCUUAAAUGUAUCCAAUAACGCUGACAUCGGAUAUGUCAUUGAAUGCGAUUUGGAUUACCCAGAUAACUUACACGAUCUUCACAAUGAUUUUCCUCUUGCAGUUGAAAAAGGAGUGAUAACAAAUGAAAUGCUUUCACCUCAUUCACGUCAUCUGUAUGAGCAAGCAAAUGAUGAUGGGAAAGAAUACCAACCGAGCACCAAAUUGCUAGCUACUUUGAAAGAUAAAAAGCAUUACAUCUUGCACUAUGUGAAUCUAAAGUUAUACCUCAAACUAGGUUUGGUUUUGAAGAAGAUUCACAAUAUAGUUUCAUUUGAACAGCGUCCAUGGUUGAAACAGUAUAUUGACUUCAAUACCGAAAUGAGGAAAAAGGCUACUAGCAAUUUCGAGCAAAAACUUUUUAAAAAUGGCAACAAUGCUAUUUUCGGUAAAUCAAUGGAAUCGUUGCGGAAACAUAUCAACUUCUCUCUCUGUCAUAGGUGGGAUAAGUUUCAAAAACUUACUGCAAAAUCAUCAUUUAAAAGCUUUAAGAUAUUCAACGACCACUUGUGCGGCGUGCUACAAACCAAAACAAAAAUUUUCUUCAACAAACCAAUUUACCUAGGACAAAUGAUUCUCGAUCUGUCAAAGGCGCACAUGGUUGAUUACUACUACAACCACAUGAAAAAACUAUACAAGGAGAAUGUAACAUUAUGUUACACAGAUACUGACAGUUUCAUUAUGCAUGUGAGAACUGAUGACAUAUAUAGAGACAUGUCGUUAAACAGUGAGCUAUAUGACUUUUCAAAUUAUCCAGCUGAUCACCCUCUUUACACCAAAGACAGGAAAUCGAUUAUUGGUUUAUUCAAAGAUGAAUGCAAGUCCAUUCAAAUGGUGGAAUAUAUCGGACUAAGAGCAAAAAUGUAUAGUUUUAUCACCGCAGACGACAAGAAACUGUAG